Molecule: messenger RNA, 1833 nt
Organism: Ailuropoda melanoleuca (giant panda)
Lineage: Eukaryota; Metazoa; Chordata; Mammalia; Carnivora; Ursidae
Gene: ZCCHC18
Product: zinc finger CCHC-type containing 18
Exons: 1
Coding region: 125-1354 (409 amino acids)
Cellular component (GO): nucleus
Source: RefSeq, a predicted model, not a curated record
UCCCUAUUGAGAUACAAGGAAGGCAGAGCCCAGAAACACUGCUUUGGGGAUUCCUCCGACAGAUGAGGCUUUUCUAAAAAGCCUGCGCAUCUUGUUAUAUUCAGAUAGACGACCUUCGUCCGUCAUGGCUAGCAUCAUUGCACGUGUCGGUAAUAGCCGGGGCCAAAACACACCCUUGCCACCUUGGGCCCAUUCAAUUUUGAGGUCUCUGGGGAGGAGUCUUGGUCCUUUAAGGGUCCACAUGGCGGAAAGAAAUGUGAAGUUGUUCUCUGGGAGGGUAGUGCCAGCCCAAGGGGAAGAAACCUUUGAAAACUGGCUGAUCCAAGUCAAUGGGGUCCUGCCCGAUUGGAAUAUGUCUGAGGAGGAGAAGCUCAAACGCUUGAUGAAAACCCUUAGGGGCCCUGCCCGGGAGGUCAUGCGUUUGCUCCAGGCCGCCAACCCCAAUCUAAGUGUGGCUGAUUUCUUGCGGGCGAUGAAACUGGUGUUUGGCGAGUCUGAAAGCAGUGUCACCGCCCAUGGUAAAUUUUUUAACACUUUGCAGGCACAAGGGGAGAAAGCCUCUCUUUAUGUGAUCCGUUUAGAAGUGCAGCUCCAGAACGCUAUCCAGGCAGGGAUCAUAGCUCAGAAAGAUGCCAACCAGACUCGCCUGCACCAGGUCCUUUUAGGAGCUGAGCUAAAUAGGGACCUGCACUUUAGGCUGAAACAUCUUCUCAGGAUGUAUGCAAAUGAGCAGGAGCAUCUUCCUGAUUUCUUGGAGUUAAUCAAGAUGAUAAGGGAGGAAGAGGACUGGAAUGACACUUUUAUGAAACCAAAGCGGCCCAAAAGGUCUGAGCUCAUCUUGGAGAGGGCAGUGAGCCCUGUAGCAUUUCAGAGCCCCCAGCCAAUAGCAAUCAGCAGUGCUGACUGCAACGUGAUAGAGGUAGAUGAUACCCUUGAUGACUCAGAUGAGGAUGUGAUCCUGGUGGAGUCUCAGGACCCUGUACUUACAUCCAUGGAUGCCACGCCCCUCAGGGGCAGUGCCAGACCUCUCGAUCCAGUACUGGUCAUUGAUUCCUCCAACAGUUCCUGGGCUCAAUCUCCUUCCACCAGUGGGGGUUUGGGGUAUAAGGAUAAUGGUCCUGGGGAUAUGCGUAGAGCCAGGAAGCGAAAACACACAAUCUUCUGUUCCUAUUGUGGCGAGGAGGGCCACUCAAAGGAAACUUGUAACAGGGAGAGCAACAAGGCCCAGGUGUUUGAGAAUCUGAUCAUCACUCUUCAGGAGCUGACACGUACGGAGAAGGAGAGGUUAAAAGACGUUCCUGGCAAACACAGUGACCUCUCUGGGCCUCUAGUAAGGUGCUACAAUGAGCCCUAAGUGAACCCUUAACUAUAUUCAGAUGAGCAAAACAGCCGGAGGGAGGACAGUAGACUUUUAUCUGCAUUAAUUCAUCCACAAUAUGGCUUUAUUUGGGGCAUAAGAGGUCUUGGAUACCACCAAAGUGGAGGGGAUGGCCUCAGCUGUGUCCCUGCUCCCUCCUCUGUCUGCCUAAGGGUCUAGUCUGUGUGUGUCCAUUUCCUUGAUGAUUAUUCUAUUUAUGAAAGGCGUAUAACUCUGUUAAACCUUCACAAAAUGAAGGAAAAUACAAAUUACCUGAAACUCUCCAUCCUUAUAUAAACAUUGUCAGCCCUUCAAUGAAUGCCUUUCUAGAUAUUUCCCUGUAACUGUGUACCCAGAUAGAUAUAUGUAUACAUAAGUGAUGAAAUAUAAGUGCUGUUCUAUACUGUGUAUUUUUCACCAAACAAUAUAUGUUGUGGAUUUCUAUGUCAAUGAAUAUACAUAAGCAUUAAGUUCAA